Messenger RNA from Chenopodium quinoa (quinoa), 2421 nucleotides. Its product is annotated as beta-glucosidase 6-like. The transcript has 12 exons. NCBI's taxonomy places the organism in Eukaryota, Viridiplantae, Streptophyta, Magnoliopsida, Caryophyllales, Amaranthaceae. The record is from RefSeq and is a predicted model, not a curated record. Gene Ontology annotation, biological process: carbohydrate metabolic process. Gene Ontology annotation, molecular function: beta-glucosidase activity. Bases 730 to 2259 code for a protein of 509 amino acids.
UUGGUAAAUUUGCCGGUCAAUUUAAGAUACUGGUAUUUAUUUGACCUAUAACGCCUUACAAGUUCAACAAGAAAAUUCAAACAUCAUUAUUUAAACAGAAAAACUCAACAUGACACGAUGUUCAAAUAAUUGAAUCACAAUUCACAAAUUCUGAAAUUCACAAUCAUAUAUUCAUUUCGAUACAUUGAGUAUACAUUCGAACUAAAAACAAAAGUAGUAAAAGCUAAACUUGUAAAAACAAAAACAAAAAAAAAACCCUUAAAACACAAAGUUGAUAUGCUUGUAUAACAUGUCUAACAAAAUAAACUAGAUAACGUGUAAACGUGAUUAUAGUAUUCACACGCAUAAUCACCUUCAUUCCUCAACCCCUUACACUUAUAAAUACUCCCACCGCUCUUAUUUUUCCGUUCCAACUUUUCUCAUUUUCUCUCUCCUCUUACAAAAUUAAACUCCAAUUUAAACAGUUAAUUAAGCACUCACUAAUAUCAUAUCAUAAUCAUUCCAUUUUUCAUUUUUAUUUCAACUUUCCAACCACAACUUCAUUUACCUUUUAUAAUCAAAUUAUUUAAUCAUUUCUCCUUAUCCAGCCUUAAUUAAUUCCCAAAACCAUAAUAUUAUUUGUGUUACUAUAAAAGUAUAUAGUAUCCCAUUUAUUAUUCCAUUCUCUAAUUGUUUUAUUUCCUCUCAAUUUCAAGACUACAUACAUUCUUUGAAUUUCAUUCAGAAAUCAUGGUUAUGAAUCAGAAAAACAAGCUAAUUAUAAGCUUGAUUCUUGUACUUAUCGCGAUUGUUAACCCGAUAAAUUGUGAUUGUUCUACAAAUGUUAGUAGAAAGAGUUUUCCAAAGAACUUUGUUUUUGGCACUGCAUCUUCUGCCUAUCAGUACGAAGGAGCUGUAAAAGAGGACGGCAGGGGACCCUCUGUCUGGGAUACAUUUGCACACCAAUUUGGCAAAGUCAUUGAUUUUAGUAACGCUGAUGUUGCAAAUGAUCAUUAUCAUAAAUACCUUGAAGAUGUAAAACUUAUGAAGGACAUGGGAGUCGAUGCAUACAGGUUUUCGAUAUCUUGGACUCGGAUAUUUCCAAAUGGAACUGGCCAGAUAAAUCAAGCCGGAGUUGAUCACUACAACAAUCUAAUCAAUGCAUUACUAGCUAAUGGAAUUCAACCAUAUGUGACAAUGUACCAUUGGGACACUCCUCAAGCCUUGGAGGAUGCUUACAAAAGUUGGCUUAGCCCUCAGAUCAUAAAUGAUUUUGGAGUCUACGCGGAGACUCUGUAUCAGAAGUUCGGGGACAGGGUUAAGCGCUGGAUAACACUAAACGAGCCUCAUACAGUUGCAUCUCAAGGCUAUGACAUAGGCAUAUUCGCUCCAGGACGAUGCUCCAUCCUCCUCCACUUGUUUUGCAGGGCAGGGAACUCUGCUACUGAGCCUUAUAUUGUUGCUCAUCACCUGCUUCUUGCUCAUGCUAAUGCAGUCGACAUUUAUAGGAGAAAAUACCAGAGAAAACAACGCGGAUCAAUUGGAGCAGCGUUAGAUGUGAUGUGGUAUGAGCCUGAAACCAACACAACAGAAAAUAUUGAAGCAGCUCAAAGAGCACAAGAUUUUCAGCUUGGCUGGUUUCUUGAUCCAUUGAUGUUUGGAGACUAUCCUGCUUCAAUGAGGCAGCGAGUAGGGGACCGUCUGCCAAAAUUCACUGCAGCAGAGUCAGCUCUUCUCAAAGGGUCUCUAGAUUUUGUUGGCAUAAAUCACUACACUACAUAUUAUGCAAGGGACAACAAGACUAAUAUCAUUGGGCUUCUUCUCAAUGAUGCUCUUGCUGAUUCUGGCACUGUGACUUCGCCAUUUGGUCAUGACGGGAAACCUAUUGGAGAGAGGGCUAAUUCGAUAUGGCUGUACAUUGUACCUCGAGGAAUGAGAGAAUUGAUGAAUUAUAUCAAGAACAAAUAUGGAAAUCCCAUGGUCAUCAUAACUGAAAAUGGGAUGGAUGAUGGUAACAAUAUAUUCAGAUCCUUGAAUGACUCGCUUAAAGACGAGAAAAGAAUUCGAUACUACACAGGCUAUCUUGAAAAUUUGGCUGCAGCUAUCAAGGAAGAUGGGUGUAAUGUGAAAGGAUACUUUGCAUGGUCAUUUCUGGAUAACUGGGAAUGGGCAGCAGGAUAUACUUCUAGAUUUGGUCUUUAUUAUGUGGAUUACCAGAACAAUCAAAAGAGAUAUGCCAAGAAUUCUGUUCAAUGGUUUAAGAACUUCUUAGCUUGUUGAACCAUUCUUUGUAUAUAUUAAUUUGGACUGAAAACUGAAUUUGAAACUGUGAAAUAUUCAAAUGAAAUAUUGAAAAGAAAUAACAAAGGGUGUUUAUGUGACUAUAUAUUCUUCUAAUUGUAUUUGUACUGAUAAAAUCUGAAUCUUACACAUUAUUUUGCA